Molecule: messenger RNA, 606 nt
Organism: Cryptosporidium ubiquitum
Lineage: Eukaryota; Apicomplexa; Conoidasida; Eucoccidiorida; Cryptosporidiidae
Product: HREF motif-containing mRNA splicing related protein
Exons: 1
Coding region: 1-606 (201 amino acids)
Biological process (GO): mRNA cis splicing, via spliceosome
Cellular component (GO): catalytic step 2 spliceosome
Molecular function (GO): RNA binding
Source: RefSeq, a predicted model, not a curated record
AUGAGUGGGUAUGCCGUCAAUAGGUACACAAUUGAAUCUAGGAAGGUACAUAAAUCUGAUCAAAGAGGGCAUUUAACUUUAAAAUAUAGAAGAGAUAAUACUGGGACUAAAAAAGCUGAAUCAGUUAUUAAGGUUGAAAGAGAAAUUGAAAACUCUAGUCUUUCUGAACCAGUGGAUAAUAUCAUAAAUGACUCCUUAAGCUCAGAAGUUAAUAAUAAUAAUUUAAAUAUUAAGAAGGGUGCGGAAAGUGAUGGGGAGUUUGAGCUUGAGCUUGAGGAUGAAGGCGAGGAAAAUGAGCUGGAUGAUGAUGAAGACCUGCUCAGAGAGUUAGAGAAAAUUAAAAAGGAGAGAGCAGAAAAAGAAAAGGAGAAAAAAAACAAUGAUAUCAAGCUGAUGAUGCAAAACAAUCCUUUGUUGGAAGAGUAUCAUGAAAAUGGUAGGGAUGAGGGUGAUUCCGACAAAGAAGAAUAUAUUUUGAAGAAAAGAUGGACAGAAGAUACUGUUUUUAGAAACCAAAACAGAGUUUCUCAGCCUAAAAAACGAUUUAUAAAUGAUAUAUUACAUAGUGAUCAACAUAGAAAAUUUAUGAAGAAAUAUAUAUUAUAG